AUGGCUUACGAGCGCGUUCCCUCCACUUGGCCACGCGAUCGAGCCUCAAUCGGCAAUCCCGACUAUGAACUCGACGAUAUAGCUGACUGGAACGAAGCCACUCGUCUUCGCAACCACAAUAGCUUACAGUCGAUAACGUCCUAUAACCCGUCAGAUCAUGUACCCCUGAUUUCGGAAGCCAAGAAGCUGUCAGUAAGCCAGACAGAAGUAGUUCACCAUCGACAAUGGCGCCCACUGUCUUUGCGAAGGUGGUACCUUCUCCUACUAUGCCUGAUCCUUAGUGCGCUAUGGGUAUCUCUGUUUUUGGUUUGGAGACUUAGUCGUCAAGAACAUGGCUUUAAGCUUACCAUCACCUCGAACCAUCUGUCGUGGAAGUAUGGCCCUACCGGCAUCUUGGUCAUCGUGGUGAGUCUGUGGAGACAGGUUGACUACCAUUGCAAGUCGUUGCAACCAUGGCAGAAUCUUACUAAAGGCGUCGUGGAGGCAAAGCAGUCGCUACUCCUGGACUAUCUAUGGCCUCUACAGCUGGACAGCUUUCAGAUGGCUGUUCGAAAUAAACACUGGAGAGUCGUGAUGUCAACCGCAGGCUUCAUGAUACUGAAAAUCGUGACGCUAAUAUCUACUGCUUUGAUUGUGGCUGUCGAUACUUUACUACCGAUGGAGGUGACGGUUAGAUUCGACAAUACCUUGUCUACCACAGCAGCCGGCAAUAUCACGCUAGACCCUCUCGAUGCAUACCUCGGUGUGCUCGGUGGCAGCAUCAAACCUGCCGAAGGUUUGCAGAAUGGCAUGGUUUUCCGCACGUUCGAUCUGGUCGACAACACUACAAGCUUAGACAGUAUCACCUCUGCUGUCGAUGUGUUCGUUCCUCGCAUCGAUUGCGAGCCCGCUGAUGUCAAGUUACUUGCGUACAACCAGACAUCUGAGGAUCUCGCCGACGGCGCUUACUACUUCAACAUAAGUAUGUCGACUUCGACCUGUCCUGCCAUAGUCAAUUCUUCUAGUGCCCCGUAUUACUUCUCUAAGUAUAUACAGAUCAAAGACUGCAAAGACACGGUGUGUCAAGGGCUAUUCCUAAGUCAGACAAAGCUGGACUGUGCAGAUACCACUUACUACAACUCGAGCAAAAACAACACUGAUGUCCGAUACGUCGCAUCUGCCCUUAAUCUCACCGUAACACGAUCUUCUAUUUCAAGCCUAACGCUGGCUGAUUAUACACCCAAUAUCGCUGGUAGUGCGGCUGUCUUCUGUAGGAUAGAUCACAGCUUGGAGUCUUGGAAUGUGACAAGGGAUCUGCGGAGUGGUGACCUGUCAUUGGCCGUGCUCCAAGGUCCUCGGUCUGAGAGGCGUCUAGAUGAUCUGAACUCACAGAAUCUGACCGAGACUCUUUCCUACAUGAGCACUACGGACUGGACCAAUCCACCAAGUCCAGGGCUUGUGUCUGGUAUACGACGUACCAUCAACAACAAUGUGACUUUCGAUUACAGUCAAUUCUUUGAAAAGAAAAACCUGCUAAACGCUACCAACAUCACACUGGCAGGAGUGGCAGCUCAGUACGUGCAGCAGAUGUACAUGCUACCAGAGGGGAGCCGAGGCCAGGCAACAGCUGCGCGCUGGGAGAAUAGGCUUCAUGUGCAGGAAGCUCCGUUGUGGGGCAUGAUCGUAGGGUUGAUCAUGGUAUCUCUAUUCUCAGUCGUACUCGCAAUCUACGACUCUCCCACUGGUCUGCCUCAGAGACCCUCAUCAAGAGUAACCAUGGCAGCUGUGCUUGCAUCCAGCCCAAAGAUAACCAGUUUAUUAGCAAACACGGGACAAUUGUCAAAAGCAGAAUUCAAGCAGGGACUCUCGACAGCAUCAUUUCGGGCUGUUACUUCGCAGGAUGCUUUCACUGUUGAUACCUCGAUGUCGGAGUUUACAGCCAGAACCAAAAGUACAGCCCUCCCAGGUCAUGGUGAUGCAUGGAUGCCCUUUGCUGCGAGGAAAGUUGCCAUCCUACUGACCAUGUGUAUGCCAAUUGCGGCGAUCGUUGGGCUUGAAGCAAUCUACCAGAUCUCGGUGAGAGAUGAUGGACUUGCAACAGUCUCCAUCAGCAGUGCAAGCAUGAAGUAUGUCAUUCCUUUUGUGGCGCCGAUAGUCAUGACCUUAAUUGCAACUAUGUUCAACUUACUGGACUUUGUCAUCGCCGUUAUAGCACCCUUCCAGGCACUCAAACGUGCCACGAAGUCUGCCAGCAGGCUACUCUUCACCGACUUGCUUGGACACUCACCACCAAUUGCACUCCAUCAAUCUUUGCGGAGGAGGCAUUACGGAUCUGCUUUGUCAAAUAUUGCGUCGCUCAUAGGAGCCACACUGACGAUCGUUGCGUCUGGUUUGCUAGUCACCGAGUCUGUCAUCUGGACAACAGAUAUAGCAGCAGAGAGAAACUCUCUAUGGGAUUGGGAUUGGAAGAACAGUACAUAUACGGAUAGGCAAGCUGGAGAAUCUUACGAAAGGAUGCGGCUCAAUACAUCCGGCCCUUCGAGGUAUGUUUGGGGUGAUUAUGUCUUCCCCGACAUACAGCAACCGAUGGUCAUCGACAGGUCUCUCAACAAAUCCAUUGGUGCGAUCAAUGAUACUACGAUGGAAUACACUUUGACUUUCCCGACUUUGCGGCCACACCUCGAAUGUCAUAUUGUACCCGAUCGGUAUACGACUUAUGUCUGGAAUGACACUCUCAGUACCAUGAAUGUUUCUACUUCAGCGCCGCUAAAGGAUGGAUGUCGUGGCGGGCAAGGAGGUGAUCUUGAUACCAUUACAUGGGCUUCCGAAUACAGCAUAUACUCCUCCACAAACAGGUCGUACAAAUCUGGUUACAUGUACGACUUACAUCUGGGACCAUGGAACGCGUCGAAAGCGAUGUAUCUGAACUAUGGUGAGGGCGAUGGCACUCUUGAUCAACCAGACAAUCCAGCGGGAUGUCCUUCGAUUGGUAUUCACUUCGGUCUGGUUACGAUUCUGCCAAAUGAAACCAACGUGAUUACAACCUUAUUAUGCGAUCAGCAAGUUGAGGAAGUGCAAAUCACUUACGGCAUGAACACGCCAAGCAAAGUUCACAACGAAACAGCCAAGUUCCUCACCAAUGGAACUGCUGGAGCGGAAUCCUUUGGCUUUCGCAUGCAGCGACAUUUGUCACUGCUUUACAGUGGUCUUGGAAACCAAACUGCGUUUGCUCUUGUCGGUGACCACUUCUUCAGUGUCCUGAACGGUAGCUAUCGAACUGUAGAUGAGCUGACAGGGCCCCAGAACGUGACCAAGCUCAUAGACGCAGUACAAAUUCUGUAUCGACGAUACAUGACAAAUGCAAUAGAUCGAAACUUCCGCAAGCCCAAAGACCAGCUGUCAGUAGGAGCCCAACAGGCCAACCAGAGCAGCACGAUACGCGGUACCGCUAGAGUCGAACUCUUGCGCCUGAGAGUCGACGAUAGCUCCAAGAUUAUACUUCAAGCUCUACUUGCAUGUAUGACGGUCCUGGGCACCAUGGCAUAUUACCUAGUUGAGAUACGAGGUGUUCUUCCCCGGAAUCCCUGCUCGAUCGCAAGCACAAUGAGCUUUUUCGCUGGUUCGAGCAUGUGUGAUAGGAAGUUCAUGCCUCUUGGGGCCGAAUGGAUGGCUGAGGAAGAGCUCAGACCACUAUUUGACCAGCAUACAUUCAGUCUUGGUUGGUGGGCUUGCGGUCAACCAGGACAGGGUGAUGCGGAUCUCGCAGAAGAGUACCAGUCACAGGUCAAAUAUGGAAUGCGAUUCGGGGUGGACAGAGGAAGGGCAAUAUUGCUUGGGUUCAGUCAGAGGGAGAAGUGGUAUCAACGUGGGUGGAAAAGGCUCUUGGGACGGAGGGAUAAUGUUUCGCGUUCGAGUUAUGUUCCGGUCACGAAUAGUACAUAG
Messenger RNA from Lithohypha guttulata, 3921 nucleotides. RefSeq lists its product as uncharacterized. The record is from RefSeq and is a predicted model, not a curated record. NCBI's taxonomy places the organism in Eukaryota, Fungi, Ascomycota, Eurotiomycetes, Chaetothyriales, Trichomeriaceae. The transcript has 2 exons. The coding region runs from base 1 to 3921 and encodes 1306 amino acids.